Molecule: messenger RNA, 4033 nt
Organism: Cuculus canorus (common cuckoo)
Lineage: Eukaryota; Metazoa; Chordata; Aves; Cuculiformes; Cuculidae
Gene: PRDM14
Product: PR/SET domain 14
Exons: 7
Coding region: 1-1659 (552 amino acids)
Biological process (GO): regulation of transcription by RNA polymerase II
Cellular component (GO): nucleus
Molecular function (GO): RNA polymerase II transcription regulatory region sequence-specific DNA binding; protein binding
Source: RefSeq, a predicted model, not a curated record
AUGGCGCUGGCCCUUGCCGGCGAGUCGGUCCCCGGGGACGGCGGAGACACCGUGGGGAUGCGCCCGGCCAGCCUGGCUGCCUACUACCCCGCUUUCCUCCCUCCCGCCCAAUACUUCGAGGCGGCCCCCGACUUCUUCCAGCCCCUGAAAUCCCUGGGCGGGCUGGUCCCCGCCUCCCCUUCUCUGCCUUCCCUCAGCUUCGGCAGGGUCCCCGCUUUCCUGAGCCAGCCGCCCGCCCCGGGCUCGCCCCCGCCGCCCUGCCCGAGCCCCCCGCGCAGCCCCGGGGCCGCGGGGCAGAGCUACAGGUACCGCUUCACCGAGGAGGAGCUCAACGCCGUGCUGUACGGAGCGCUGCGGAGCAGCCAGGAGCCCGGCAGCCUGCACGCCAUCUCGGGGCUCCGGCUGCCCCCCGCCAGCCCGGGUAAGGGGCUCCGGGCCGGAGGGGCUCCGGGCAGAAAGGAGGUGGGCUUUGGGGUCGGUCCUGGCCCACACGGGGAAGAGCUGGGGGUAUCUCGGGCUGCGGCCGAUGCCGGGCUGAAGAAAGGCUCCCUCUUCUGCAGGUGCUGCGGACUCGUCCUCGGCCCCGCUGCUCGACAGGGACUCCCUGCAGCUGCCCGAAGGUACGGACCCCACUCUGCCUGCGCCCCCCGCCGCGCCCGAGCCCCACUCGGCUCUCAGCCCGCCCUGUCCCCUACAGGGCUCACGGUGCUGCGAGUGGCGUACGGGGACGUGUCUCAGCUCGGAGUCUUCUGCACGGAUCCCAUCCCCAAAGGAGUCCGCUUCGGUCCUUUCCAAGGCAAAGUGGUCAACACCACCGAGAUCAAGACUUACGACGACAACUCGCUGAUGUGGGAGAUCUUUGAAUACGGACGCCUGAGCCACUUCAUAGACGGGAAGGGCGCCUCUGGCAACUGGAUGUCCCUGGUGAACUGCGCCAGGUUCCCUGAGGAGCAGAAUCUGACGGCUAUCCAGUGCGAGGGGCAAAUCUUCUACGAGACCUGCAAGGAAAUCUUGUCGAAACAGGAGCUGCUGGUGUGGUAUGGAGACUGCUACGUGCAGUUCCUGGGCAUCCCCAUCAGCCUGAAGGGCAUGCCGGAGGGGAAGAGACCCCCGCAGCAUCCCGAAGAAGCCGGGGAGAGCUUUAAGUGCGAGCGCUGCGGCAAAGUGUUUGCCUACAAGUACUACCGGGACAAGCACCUCAAGUACACUCGCUGCGUGGACCAGGGGGACCGCAAAUUCCCGUGUCACCUUUGUAACCGAUCCUUUGAAAAAAGAGACAGGCUGAGGAUCCAUAUUCUUCACGUUCACGAAAAGCACAGACCUCACAAGUGCUCAGUGUGUGGGAAGAGCUUUUCUCAAUCCUCCAGCCUGAACAAACACAUGAGGGUUCACUCUGGGGAGCGUCCAUAUAAAUGUGUCUACUGCAACAAGGCAUUCACAGCGUCCAGCAUCCUGCGCACUCACAUCCGCCAGCACUCAGGGGAGAAGCCCUUCAAGUGCGAGCACUGCGGCAAAGCCUUCGCCUCGCAUGCAGCUCACGACAGUCACGUGCGCCGCACGCACAGCAAGGAGAAGGGCUGCACUUGCUCAGUGUGUGGCCAGCACUUCCCAGAGCAGGAGCAUUACCACUUCCACAUGAAGAUUCAUGCCACUCAUUAGUCAAGAGCCUCAUGAAUGAAUCCUGGAGCCGUGUGUAUUGGACUAUGCAUGAGUUCAUGUGUUGUUCUGUUCCAGGAGGUUACAUUUACCCUAGCAAUGACUCUUAUGUAUAUCUGGUGUGUGGGCCCUGCAUAUGUUUCUGAGUGCUGGGAACAGGAGUUUCUUGCCUGGGGUUACCCUGUUGCACACUGGGGUGAAAUCUGACAUGUGCUACCCACCCCAUCUUUCUUUUUGUCUCCUCCCCUAUCCCAAUUUCCACAAGUGGGAAACACAGGCAGGAGAGAAAUUCACCUCCCAUGAACCUUUUGUGCACAAAUAUCACUGUGAGGAAUGUUUCCAUGUCUCUAAUGCACCAAUGUUAUGGACUGCCUGGUGCAGUACAUACAAAAGCUUGUUUGAGAUGCAUUUUUUACCAAGUGUAUUUCUCAAAGCUAUUUAACCUGUUUGUUUUGUUUGGGUGCAUGACCAGGCAUGAAGUCUACUUCCACUUAAUGCCAAGGCUUUUCAUGACCCUCUUAUUCGAAUCUGAACUGCCUCAGAGAUACUGACUGCUGGACUAGCAUUAGGGGUAUUUAAUUUUCUUUCAGCUUCCGCAACACAGGGAGCUCCAGGGCACUGAGGACAAGUCUUCCAGAGGACACUGGCCCCUGGUGAGCCCAGGGAUGUAGUAGAGUGUGAUGAAUUAACUUCAGGCUCUGUCCUCUCAGUUUAAGGGCCAAACAUGAAGAUGUUCCCAAGCACCAAUGAGCUCUCAGGUAGGUCAAAGUCAGGUGGCCUCAUAGAGGCGUUUGUUGCACUGUGGGAUCAGCACAGGCCAGGAGCAGGUAUGAUCCCAUCACUAAUUUCCCUGAACUCUGUCUCUCAUCUGGGCCAGGUGGGCUUUAGCAAUAAUUCCUGACGCAAAGGUUGGGGUUUUCUACUUAGUCCCCUGGCUUUAAACUCCCUUCCCCUAUCCUAAAUUUGAUAUUUAAACUGUAGGAUAGGUGUUGCUAGGACUUCUUAUCCCAUAAAGUCUGCACAUGAAAUUCCUUUCCCAGCCUGUAGUAAUCCCUUUGCCUCCAUGGGAGGGCUGGAGGGUUUAACCUUCCAUUUCUCACUGACACUGCAGGCAAGUCAGGGGUGAUUUGUGCAGGUUUUCUGUUGUUUUCUUUUGAGCAAAACAGAAGUAUUAGCUCAUAAAAACGCUAGUAUUGGGGUUUUUUUCUAUAGAAACAGCUGCUCAUUUAGGUACGGAUGAGGCAAUGUAAUCACUCUAUGAUCGUUUUCUGCAGAGCUCUGGUUUUGUUUCUUUUGCACUCUGACCUGGAGAAGGACAAUGACAAGUCAGACAUUCUAUCCUUUCAUAUCAACUAACUUUGGCCCAGAUCAAAACUUGUCUUAAAUUUCAGCAUAAAAUCCUAGGUGGUUAGACCUGGGUUUUUAGAUAGUAUUUUCAAAAUCAUGAAAAAUCCUUCAUGAGCAGCAAGCCCUGGCAAUGUGAAAUCUCAGCUUGAUGGAGGCUUAGCAAAAAAAAUUGUACUAAAGGAUCACUGAGUUUAGGCAGUGUUGUAACCAGUGCAAAAGCCUCUUAUCACUGAGUGAUCAGCACGAUGGGCAGGGGUGUGCAAUUGAGAGGGGUUCCUUGUUGGUGGGGCUGUUAGAUCCAGGAAGGACAACAGAAGCCCUUGCUGGACCUGGCCAAUUAACGCAGAUUAUUUGAUAUUACUGGGAUGAUGAGGUUGUCUAAAUAUCCCGGAGCAUGCAGGAUUAUCAAGGUCACUUUUCACUUAAAUAUCAGAAAUAAACACUUUUAUUUGGUGCAAAACUUAAUGAUCCCUUUAAAUUCAGUGUUAAACAAGAAAAAUGUUACCGGCGCAUUUAGUUAUAUAACACAGGUACUAUAUCUGUAAACAUCUGUAUUGAUUUGCACUAAUUUUAUAUGGUUUAUGGCACAUUAAAUUGUUUUCAUUGUAAAAAUAUAUAUUUUAAUUUAAAAUACUACAGCCUGCCUGUGUGGAAGUGUUUUUUCCCCAAGCAUGCAGAACCAACAGAAAUGUGAAUUGUGUGUGUGAAGGCUUUGCUGGUUCAGUCCCAUAAAAAACUCAAGGUUUGAAACUGUCAACUACCUACUUAUGAAAUGUUAUGACCAGAAAUGGCUUAAAGGUGGUAUGACAUGCAUAGUUGGCCUCCCAUGCAGGUCAUCUCUUUGUUUCUUGUGAAUGAGGGUUAUUUAAGUGAUGCAUCUUUUCUAGUGCUUUUAGCUGUGUGCGUUUUCUUCCCCUCAAACCCCCAAAUAUCUUUUAUUAAAAUAUUGCACUCUUCUACAGUGUUGUGUGACGAGUUGUCUGUAAUAAAAUGAGUAUGUGAAGAUUUUUUUAUUUUGUUGUACUUGUGA